This is a messenger RNA of Sordaria macrospora k-hell, 849 nucleotides long. The record is from RefSeq and is a predicted model, not a curated record. Lineage: Eukaryota; Fungi; Ascomycota; Sordariomycetes; Sordariales; Sordariaceae.
AUGAUCACUAGAAUGUCCAACCCAGACUUCACAACCUACUUCAACACCACCCUCUUCUCCGACGCCACCCUCUCUUAUCUCACCAUCACCGGCUUCCGCCAUGAACUCCCUGUCCACCGGCUAAUCCUCUCCCUUCAUUCCCCCUUCUUCGCUUCAGCUUUUACUCUUCCCUUUCGCGAGUCAUCGUCCGACCCCGACCAUCUCAACCAAAAACCUACAAUCCACCUCCACGGCGACGACCCCGACGCUUUACUCUCCGUAAUCCGGUGGUGCUACGGCCAUACCCUCUACCAAUUAGACGGCGACGACGACCUCGAAACACAAUUAGCAUACAAAGACUUGAUAACCCUGAGUUUCACAGCCGAAGAAGAACAGGCGAUAGCGGGGUUGCUGCUGCAUCUAAUGAAAGUAUACGUGAUGGCAGAUAAAUACGACAUUCCCGCUUUGCGAGAAGAGGUGCUGGUUCACUACGACCGGCUGGCGCCUCUUCUUGUGUUACAUAAACUACCCCUGGAAAUGUUUGAGGGGAUGGUGGAUGUUAUUUACGGGACUGGGUUGGGGAAGGGGGAUAAACUGAGAAAGAAAUUUAUGGGCGAUUUGGCGGGGGAGGUAUGUCCCGCUGAUGGAGAGAAGGAGGGGAAGGAGAGGAUGAAGAAGGUGUUGAGGAUGGGAAAUGAUUGGGAAAUGGAAGAGGUGGAGAAGAUUGUGAGAGGUUGUGUGUUUAAGGUUAGGAGUGUGGGGAUGGGGAGGGAGUGGAAGAGGGAGUUCAUGAGGGAUGUGAAGAGGAAGGUUAGGAGGGUUGUUAAGAGGUGGAGGGGUGGUAAGGGGUCAGCGGGGUCAUCUUGGUAA